ACUACUACCGCAAUCUGCUCAGAAUCUCUGAGACCAAAAGCAAGUUAUCUUCACGACAUUGCCUCUCUGCAGCUUUUCAUCCACCUGUUUGCGCCUCUGCUCGAACAGCUUCAACCAGCUGAUUUUGACAGCCUCAAGCUCGAGUCAGGUUUAGCCAUCUGGCUACCUUUGUUCACCUGGAGCCAGCCGGCUGGUGGAUGCUUUCGUCUGCCUGUAAAACCACAGCGAAACAAGAGAACCUGGCUCAAUUUAUUCUCUGACGAAGAACCUUCUGAGUGGCAAUAUUACGGUCUACCAUCUCCAUCAUAUCGUACUUCUCCACUAUUCGAGAAAUCACGGCAACAAAAUCAUUAUAUAGUUUCUGUGGCCAAUGCAAGUAUUUCAUCCAUCCCUGACAAGGAAUGUAAAAAGGCCCAACAGGACCAGGGGACGUCACACGCGAUGGACUUACUACCCCAAGCCGUCAUUUGUUCACAGGCCGACAAAUCAGUAUUGGAUCUAACUUCCCCACAUCUUAAUCUGCCUAACUUUGAGUCGGAUGAGGACAAGGAAGAAGAGGUAGACUAUGUUUUUCCUCCACAUUUACCUUUAGAAAAUCAUCAUUAA
Molecule: messenger RNA, 606 nt
Organism: Protopolystoma xenopodis
Lineage: Eukaryota; Metazoa; Platyhelminthes; Monogenea; Polystomatidea; Polystomatidae
Source: the annotation of a GenBank genome assembly